Messenger RNA from Amaranthus tricolor (Joseph's coat), 2650 nucleotides. RefSeq lists its product as uncharacterized. Bases 104 to 2386 code for a protein of 760 amino acids. The record is from RefSeq and is a predicted model, not a curated record. The transcript has 4 exons. Lineage: Eukaryota; Viridiplantae; Streptophyta; Magnoliopsida; Caryophyllales; Amaranthaceae. Gene Ontology annotation, molecular function: protein phosphatase regulator activity; protein phosphatase 1 binding. Gene Ontology annotation, cellular component: plasma membrane.
CUCCUCCUUUGACUUCUUAAGAACAUUAUUAGUCUUUAAAAAAUGGAGCAUAAUAAUUAACCACUAAACACUAACACUAAACACUAUCUUAGCUCCCACAAAAAUGGAUCCAAACUUGUAUAAAGCAGCAUUAACAGGAAACCCACACUUGUUCAUCCAAAACCCUACUAAACCCUUAAACCAAUAUGAUCUUCUUGCUCUAACAACAGAUACCCAUGAUAAUAUCCUCCAUAUUGCUGCAGAAAAUGACCAUCUUUCUUUCAUUUCUCAAGUUAUGGAGACUUCUCUUCUUCAACCCCAUCAAAAAAUCUUACUCAUUUGCCAACAAAAUGCCAUAAAUGGCAGAAACCCACUUCACAUAGCCGCAGGACGAGGCCAUCUUCAAAUAGCUAAACUUCUAAUCGAAUCUUACAACUCACUUUCAAAACUUAUAAUCAGGGAUGAAAUUAAGAACAAUAAUGUUGAAACUAGAUUGGAAAUUAGGGUUUCUUUUAGGCAAAUGGAGGAUAAUGAUGAGUGCCCUUAUCCGCCAUGGAUAGCAAGAUCAGCACAAUACGGAGAAACCCCUUUGCAUACGGCGAUAGUGUGUAAACAUGAAGAAGUAGCAGCGUUAAUUCUAGAACAAGAUCUGGAAAAAUUGUGUAGUAUAGAUGAUUUUGACGGCAAGAGUCCACUUUAUGAUGCUGUUCAUAAUGGGGUUGAAUCAAUUGCGCUACGAAUAUUGGAAUCAGAUUGUUGUUAUAGUCUUGGUCAUGUGUAUAACAAUAAAACGCUUCUUCAUGGUGUUUCUGCUAUCACAGAACAAGUAGCCAUGAAACUUCUUCAAAAGCAUCCAGAACUAUUUAAAAAAAGUGAUUCAAGAGGAGAGAUGUUCCUUCACGAGUGGGCGCAUAGAGGUGAACUGGCAUCACUGCAGUGUCUUUUGAAGGAUAAAGUUUUCUCAAAUUGGAGUGCAGAUUACAACUAUUUACUCUGCCUUAGAAACAUCUUCGGUAACAAUCCUUUGCAUUGUGCUAUCUUCUCUAACAAAGUAGAAGUCCUAAAACUCCUAAUUGAUACUUACCGUCAAUUGUUUGAUCCGAAUGGAGGACAACUACAUGAGUUUCCAUGGUUACAUCAGAAUUAUAGGGAGGAAACACCCCUACAUUUGGCCAUAGAGCGCGGUGGAGAAGAUAUUGUACUUUAUUUGUUGUCUUUAGAUUCAAGAUUGGCAGGUAUUCCUAAUUUUCAGGGCAAAAGUCCACUCUUCCUUGCAGUGGAAUGUGGAAGGGCUAAUAUUGUUGAAGAAAUUCUUCAUCAUGGGACAGGUCCCUUUCUACUUGGCGGUCCAAAAGGGAAAAAUCCUUUGCAUAUUGCCUCCAAAUGCCCUGGUAUGGCGGGGUAUCUUGUUGAAAUGCUAGGUCCAGGUGUGAUGGACAUGAAAGAUGAAGAUGGGAAAGCACCUCUUGAUGCUGCAGCAGAAGCUGGCGACAUAGAACUAAUGAACAUGGUUAUGUGCCAUUCUAGCAUAACUAGUGCUCCUUAUGCCUGGAUCAGAGCCUGCAAAGCUGGACAUCUGGAUGCUUUUCUCGCGUUCAUGAACCGUGCUGGUGACUUUAGACAGCUUUGUUCUGAGCAAAGAGAUACACCGCUUCACCACUUCAAGUUCAAAAGCAGAGAGGAAUAUCAAAAAGUAUUUGAAAUUCCAUUGAUGGGGCAGCUGAAGAAUGCGACUGAUUCAGAAGGUGCAACACCAUUGCAUAGAGCUAUAGAACGAAAGGAUAUUGUGUUUGUUGAGCUGCUUCUAGGUACUCAUGGUAUUGAUUGGACCAUCAAGGAUAAUACGGGUGAGACACCUAUGGACUUGCUAGCUAAACUAUGUGAUGAACUCCCCGAUUGGGAUGCAAUGUGCAAGCGUAUUAACAUGAAUCCAAGAAUAAAAACGACCUACAUUCCAUUGAAAACAAACUUGGCAGAGGUACGCACCACACUAUCAGUAGUUGCAGCUCUUCUAGCCACAAUAACCUUUGCAGCAGGAUUCACAAUCCCAGGAGGGUAUAAUGAUGAUGGAUAUGUGAUUUUAGCGAAAAAAGCAGCCUUUAUAGUGUUCUUGUUAUCAGAUACCUAUGCAAUGUGUUGCUCCAUGUUAGUCUUGUUCUGUCUCAUUUGGGCCAUGGUCUGUGAUCCAGAUAAAGCGCUCGUACUAGUUGAUGGCAGUGUCUUUUUACUGCAGCAAUCGCUUUAUGGAACACUGGUGGCAUUUAUGUCUGGAGUCUACACCGUAGUGUCUCGUGAUUGUUUGUGGACUGCCAUUGUUGUUUGUGUAAUGUGCUUUUUUGUUGCAGUUGCAGCCAACAAGAGUGUCCUUUAUAGAUUGCUUAAUAAGUUCGUGCCUUCUGCAAGAUGAUUGCUAUAUAUUGAGUUUGUAAUGGUACUAGUAUUUGUUGGUUUCAAGCUCUGCUAACAGAAGUUUUGGGACGAUGAAAUUUAAUGGUGUUUUGAUAGCUCGAAUUAUCAAACCGAGUUCAAGGUCGUCCCAACAUAGUACCCGUUUUCUUAUGAGUCGUUGUGUUGUUCAGCGUGCUGUGUGCAUUUGCUAGUCUUGCUUUGUAAAGUACAUUAUGUUAUAAGACAUGAGUCAAAUAAGGACUCUUAUUGUGUUGUUCAGAAA